Molecule: messenger RNA, 1517 nt
Organism: Ipomoea triloba (trilobed morning glory)
Lineage: Eukaryota; Viridiplantae; Streptophyta; Magnoliopsida; Solanales; Convolvulaceae
Product: protein DOWNY MILDEW RESISTANCE 6-like
Exons: 4
Coding region: 148-1266 (372 amino acids)
Source: RefSeq, a predicted model, not a curated record
GUCCCUAUUCAUUUUCUUCCUAAAAUUCCCUUUUGUUCUCCCUUUUCUUCUGCCCAACCCUUCUGUUCUUCCUUUUCUUCUCUGCUUAUCUCAAGUAAAAGCGAGUCAUACCAUUUCUCCUCCUUUUCAUUUGUUUCAUUUGAUUCGAUGGAAAUCAAAGUUCUUCCCGACGGAAUCCGUUUAUCUUCCCUCCCUGAGAAGUACGUCCGAGCUGAAUCGGAUCGGCCGAGGCUGUCAGAGAUCGCCGAGUUCCACGAUGUUCCAGUCAUCGAUUUGCUGGGGUUGGGUUGCGGAGACGCAAACCUCGUGGUCAAACAAAUCGAAGAAGCCUGUGGCGAAUUUGGAUUUUUCAAGGUAAUAAAUCAUGGGGUACCAAAGAAAGCGAUAGAAGACAUGUUGAAAGUAGUCCAAGAAUUUAAUGAGUUGCCAGUGGAGGAGAAGAAGAAGCUCUUCUACUCUGACGACCCAUCAAAGACCCUGAGGCUAUCCACCAGCAACUUCAAUGAGAAAACUCAUAACUGGAGAGACUAUCUCUGCCUUCCAUGUUGCAAGAAGAAAUACUCACCAGAAUGGCUUUCAAACCCUUCUUUUUUGAGGGGUAUUGUGAGCAAUUAUGUGAAGGAAGUUGGAGAACUGGGAUUUGUGUUAGAAGAAGUGAUAUCAAAAAGCUUAGAUCUGGAAAAGAGUAGCAGCAUCCGGGAAGUGUUGGGCGAGCAUAUGACCGUCAACUUCUACCCUCCGUGCCCAGAGACUACUUACGGUUUGCCGGGACAUACUGAUCCCAAUGCCCUCACCAUUCUCCUUCAAGACACACAGGUUUCAGGCAUCCAAGUCCUCAAGGAUGGCAAAUGGUUGGCUGUGAAACCUCACCCAGAUGCCUUUGUUAUCAAACUUGGUGAUCAACUGCAGGCACUCAGCAAUGGCAAGUAUAAGAGUGUAGGGCUCAGAGCUAUAGUGAACAACGACGACAGAGCAAGAAUGGUGGUCACGUCUUUCAAAAUGGAUAAUCACAGUAAUAGCAAUAUCGCUGCAAUGCCGCCACUUGAAGCCCAUCAUCAACAACCUGCUAUGAUGCAUCAAUAUCUCCUCCCGCCAGCCUAUUAUCACGCUCCGCCGUACCCUGCGCAUGAUCAGGCCACGCCACCACAUCAAGGGUCUGGAGUUUGGAGCAAAGUUCGUAAGUUGGGGGGACGUCUUGCAGCUGGAUUGGUCAUUAACGAAAUUGUUGAUCAACUCGAUGAUCAACUCGAUGACUUCGAUAUAUAACAUUAUUUGUGCACUAUAUGUGCACGAACAGUAAUGGAUUGUUAGGAACUUUGUGUAAUAAAUUUGAUGAACUCAAUGACUUCGAUAUAUAACAUUAUUUGUGCACUAUUUGUGCACGAAUAGUAAUGGAUUGUUUUCAAAAAUGUAAUGGAUUGUUAGGAACUUUGUGUAAUAAAUUUGCACGAACUUUGUGUAAUAAAUUUGUAAGGACAAGAUGAAUAUUUUAAUUUGUACUUCAAUUAUUUUCUUCA